CGCGCUGCCGACGAGUUUGCGCCGAGCUUUGGACUUGACCGCGCGUUUGCGUUUCAAUUUCGAAAGCGAUUAUUUUUCUAUUUCUUGGCAGUGCAAAAAAUUCGCGCGCAAAUAGAAGGUGUCAAUUACUACAGAUUAUUACACGAACUUUUCGAAUUUCGAAAGUGGUAGCCAGAAAGAAGUUUCAAAUUUUUUGUGAGGCAGUGAAGGCGUAUUUACAACAGCCGAUUGGACACAAUGGCACUUUUCUGCUAGUAAUUCUGACCACGAGAAAAUGAGAGUGUGCGAGUGCGCUCGUUCUACAUCGCAACGAUGCAGCGUUGCCCCUACAUCCACGAGAUGAAGGAGCGGCUGCUCGGGGCACCAGUGGAGGGGUCAGAGCGCGACCUGCGCGCGGAGUCACCACGUGAACGGCCGCAGCACCUGACGACACACGCGCCGCUGGUGGACACACAGGUCGGCACCAUCGUCAAACUGAAUUCAGACGGGUACCACACGUCGCCGGCGCGCGCGCCGCUCGUCACGGACGAGUGCGAUGCGCCGGCCGACGAAACCGAUGCACUCACUCCCACACAGGCUGUACUACGAUACAGGGCCUGUUGUCAACCUGAUAUUAAGCCUAAAAAUGCCAAAACCUCGCUGUUCAUCAUUUCGAGUUUCAUCUACGCGAAGCUUUUAGUAGUGGUUUGCAUUGCUUACGUUAUCAGCGAUGUCAUCACCCACAACCUGCCCCUCUACUACUAUGAGGGCUUUUUCACCUACCUGUACGGCAUGAGCAUAUUGUUUUUAUUAUACGUCUUCUGCUUCUUGCUUCAAGAGAGCGCAUGCUGCAGUGGCAGCCCUCCAAAACCGAAGCCUCCACCAAAGGAAAAGAAACCGAAAAAGGAAAAAGAAAAGAAAACCAAAGACAAAGAAGUAAAAGAAGGCAAAGAUGGCAAGGAAGGUAAAGAUGGAAAAGAAGGAAAAGACGGCAAGAAGGAUGGCAAGAAAGAAGGAAAGUCGAAAGAUAAAGAUAAGGAUAAGGACAAGGACAAGGAUGCUGGAAAAGAGAAGCCAACCAAAGAGGCUAAGAAACAAAGCCAAUUCCAGGAGGUGUAUCCCCGUAAGAUGCGCGAUAAAGUUCGUCAACAGCAAUUGCAAAUACAAAUGGCGCAAUUGUAUGCGUCCGAACAGCAACAAGAUGUGGUGGAGAUUGAAUCGGCUCCUGUGGCAAGGCCUGUUCGCAGACGCAAAACUUCGCAGAACGAUCACAGUCAUGGAAGCUUCUUUUUGAGAAUUGGUGCUAUUGCAUUUGGUCUCGGUACCAUGAUCUACAAUGGUUUGGAAUUCGGUACCUUUUUUGAGCUGCCCCUGACUUCUCCAUGCUAUCUUAUCUUGAAAGGCGUCAACCCGGUAUUGCAGAUGGUUUUCACCUUUAUGCAAAUGUAUUUCAUCUUCAUGAAUUCUAGAUUGAACAUUCACAGAUUCAAAGUCAUUGCGCGUUUUGGCCUGAUGCACGUGGUGGCUACCAACAUCUGCGUUUGGAUUAGGACACUCGUACUUGAGUCGCUGAAGGAAAUUACUGAUUACCACGUGAAACAUCCUUUAGGUAUUGCAAACGAGAGCGUGCUUGGAAAAGUAAUUCGUAAACACACCUUGAGGAAUUCGGGAAAAGUAUUCGGGGCUGCUACCACAGCUGCUACAACUGUUGCGGCAACUGCAGUCACUUCUGCCAAGAAUGCCGGUCAGCAGCUAUUCCAUAUCAUAACUACCACUGACUCAGUCCCUACUACAACUCCUACUACAACGACCACUCCUUCACCGUAUUAUAAUAUGGGUGGUGGUGGUGGUUUUGUUCCUAAGUCGAAACUGAUUUCUUCUAUAAAAAGUACCAUAGGAUAUGAGAACGGUAUGGGAUACGGUCGUGAAUUCAAAGAUGCGUGGCCAAACGAUAACCCUUUUACUACUACUUCCACUGUUUCACCACUUACACCAGCUGACAAAGUAACACAAACUCAAACCGCCAUGUUGGAAGUAUUUAACUGGCUUUAUUCUUCGACUUUGAAACCGAUUGUAAGCACCAUGUCAACUGUGGUGCCCAUUACGACUACUGGAUCAUUCGUAACUGACAGAGAUGAAUGGGGCAAUAGUGUAGAAACAUAUCGUGUAGAUGAACCACCACAUUCACCAGCCAAUAACUCUACGGAAAUUUUCGAGUCAUUCGAUAGCCUCAGCCCGGCUGCCCUGAUCUCCGCUGUUGAUAAUUCUACAGUUUGCGGAAGGAACCCAAUUAUGGGAACUAUCGUCGCUGACGCUGCACCGUAUCUUUAUCCGUUCAUCAUCGAGUACUCUCUUAUCGGCGCCGCUGUCAUCUACGUCAUGUGGAAGCAUAUUGGUCGCUACCCGAGCGUGGCCAACGACGAAGAUCUGGAAAGACGUCUGGAGGCUGUUCUCUCCCGCAGGGCGGCAGCACUCGCAGCAGCACAGCGCGGCAACCGCGUGGACUGUGCUGGAGCUUCCAAGGGACUCUUCUGUGGACUACUUGUGCUCGUCGCCUCACUAAUCUGCCUGAUCCUAUUCUUCGUGCUAAUAAGACACCAGGAAUUGAAGCGCCUGUCGUUUUAUUUGGCCGAUGUUUCCCACUGCGCUCUGAUGAUUCUGUCUAUUCUGGCGAUUCUGAUUGGAUUUAUACGUGGUCGAGUAAUGAAAUGGAGUUACGACCCCUCCCCCUACGCCGAACCUCUUCGCAGGGUGCGAUCUCUCAAGUUCCGCUCUGAAGAACAAUCUGACCUGAACGAUAUUCUGCUGCGCGUCUCCGCAUUUGGCCUGUUUAUCUACGCCGUAUUCAGCGUCAUCGCUGGUGGAAUGGGUGCCUUCACUCAUGAGCCAAACUUGCUGGUCAUGAUCACCGGAUGCUUGAGCGUACUUCAGGUCGUUCUUCAGCUGCUUUUUAUUGCCGACGUAUCUCGGCGCCGCGUUCACCUUCCGGAGCAAGAGCGUAGCAAGCCAGCUCGUCAAGCUGUUACAUUCUUGCUCAUCUGCAACGUCACCAUGUGGCUCAUCUACACUUUCGAGGCACAAAAAGUUCUUGCCAAUCCGGUACAACUGGACUUCUACGGUUUCGUCGCUUGGUCGCUCGUUCAGCGAUUCACUCUUCCACUUUGCAUUUUCCAUCGCUUCCACUCAGCUGUAACUCUUGCUGAGAUAUGGAAGACCAGCUACAAAGCUCGUCUAGAAUGAAUGCCUCCGGGCUACAGGGAAAAUUGAAAACUUCACAUCCAGUUGUCGAAAUUGUCUGGUUUUAACCAGAAAAAAAAUUACUUAUUUCGUCCUAAUCCGGGACAGCAACUUUAUAGUUAGAUGGAAUAAAUUUGUUGCAAUCUUAAAAAUCGUCUCGCUAACUUAUAGUAGGUAUACUAGGCUAUGUGCGAUGAAUUUAGAGCGAAGCUGAAGGGAGUAGAACUAAGAUGCUGCAUUGCUCUCCCGGAAAUGUAGCUGACAUUAUAUUAAGACGUAUCUGGACAUGAAAUCUUGCAAAGCGUUGCAUAGUUAUGUUGGUUAUUAUUUUCUGCAAUUGUUACACACAACCUAAUGUCGUUUCUUUCACAUUCCAUACUAUUACAGUUCUAUUAUAAAAUUAGGUUUCUUGGAAGACUGACUGUGGAGACUUUAACGCGACCAAACUAUUCAGCUCAUUUCUUUGAUGCGUAAACUAUAUUUGCUCAGAAUUCGAACUUCUUUACUUGAUUAUUUAUUAUUCAAUGAAAACGAUGAGAGAAUUAUAAUUAAAAUAAUUAUCAUUUGAACGAAUCAUGGAUAAUAUACAUCCCAUUCGAUCCCAGUUGUGAAACGUUCCCUCCUUUGUUAGAAAUAAUUUGUGUGCCAUGGUUUUAGACAUAAGGCUUAAUUAAAUUUGACAAUAUUUGACAUUUCUGUAUUCGUUAUUUUAUAUCUGAAAGAAGUAGAAUAUCGUUUUUCUGCGGUUGGUUGAUGUCAAGUAAUUUUGCUGAACGUCGGAUGAAAAAGGAAUGUCUGUAUUACUUAUUACGAAUUAUUUUAACCGUGUAUUACCUACGUCAUUAACGCUCCUAACAUUUUUAGAGAUAAUUAUUAAAGUAAUCGGUAUAUUAAAGUUUCAGAAGAUUUAUUAGCCAACAUAAUAUUUGAAGUAAGCAAGUAAGCAAGUAGAAUUAUAUUGGACGUUUAAACAUACGGAUAUACUUAGUGGUAAGGGUAGUUAACGUGUCGAAGAAAUUACAUCUAAAACGUACUUAAAUUUAGAAGAUACACAAGUAGGUGAUGUGUUGUGGUUAACUGCUUGAUACGAGUGAUUUUGUAGGCAUUUUGUUUGAGCGGGACAUUAUUUGCAAGGGGCCAGAGUGCAAUGAAUGCCACCAAUAUACAAAUGCAAUUCUUGUACAAAUAUCUUGAUCCCUUAUUUACUUUACUCGUGCGCACUUACCUUCAAGUAUAUAUUAGACAUUAUAGAGUACGUAUUCUACUUUUUAAUAAUUGAUCAAUAGCGAUUAUUACCUAAUUAACACUUGUAAAAUGUUCUCUAUUCCUCUUCCUAUAACAAUACGUCUCGUGUGCAACACCAUUUGUUUCUUUGCAUUGAACAUUGCAAAUAUUUUCGUAUCAAUGUUUUACGUGCAAUCUAUUUUUAUAUAAGCUGAAUAAUAAUAUUUACAUGAUUGAAGUUACAGACGCGUUAUGGACACGUGAUAUCAUUUCGAUGUUAUAGAUUUUGUAUAAAAUAGCUGAUAUUCAAUUAUUUAUAGUAUAUUUAUUAAUUUUGUAAAUUAACUCUUAAGAUAGAGACGUAAUUCGGUUGCAUCGCAUGCAGCAGCAAUCGAUGGUAAUGAAUGUGUGCUUACAACGUGAGAUUUUCGAGUGGUUGUAGUGAGUUUUUGACUGGUUUAAUAAUUUUAAUGUUUAAAUUAAAAAAGUAACUUAUUUAAAUACUUAGGAAGUAAACAACUGCCGCGGAACAGCAUCAGUCACCUUGGUUUUGCGACGCCAUCUGGAGACCGCGCCAGUCUACUUCGAUUGGCCAUUGUUGUAACACCUCUAUUACGCAUGGGGGGUUAAAAAUGGAAGCACCUGCGUGUUUGGCUUGUUUUAUCACUGCCGAUAUUUUUAACAACAGUAAUUUGAUAGUAAGUCCUUUGAUAAAAACCUUUACUAUUUCUAACUUGUUCAAUUUUGUAGGUGAUAUUUACUGUGUACCUAAAUGUUUGGAACAAAAUGUACCGAUGUUUGUAUCUUUAGGUUAAUACUUAUCAUACCUAUGUGGAUACUCAAUCAGUGUUAAUACCAAAAAUUAAAAUUUGGAAAUUCUACUAUAAAGUAUAUAUAAUUA
Messenger RNA from Hyposmocoma kahamanoa, 5341 nucleotides. RefSeq names its product proton channel OtopLc. The record is from RefSeq and is a predicted model, not a curated record. Bases 313 to 3219 code for a protein of 968 amino acids. The transcript has 16 exons. Gene Ontology annotation, cellular component: membrane. Gene Ontology annotation, molecular function: proton channel activity. Gene Ontology annotation, biological process: proton transmembrane transport. NCBI's taxonomy places the organism in Eukaryota, Metazoa, Arthropoda, Insecta, Lepidoptera, Cosmopterigidae.